This is a messenger RNA of Penicillium lagena, 750 nucleotides long. RefSeq names its product exosome non-catalytic core subunit CSL4. The record is from RefSeq and is a predicted model, not a curated record. The transcript has a single exon. Gene Ontology annotation, cellular component: nuclear exosome (RNase complex); cytoplasm. Gene Ontology annotation, molecular function: RNA binding. Bases 1 to 750 code for a protein of 249 amino acids. Gene Ontology annotation, biological process: RNA processing. Lineage: Eukaryota; Fungi; Ascomycota; Eurotiomycetes; Eurotiales; Aspergillaceae.
AUGGCUGCCACUAUUCCCUCUCUGGCUAUUCCAGGCCAGCGCCUGGGUUCCGCAUCUGCCUACAGUGCAGGACCGGGAACGCACAUCCAGCAAUCUAUGAUCUACGCCUCAAUCGCCGGUCCCGUCGUCGUCGAUCCCGCACAACCCAAGACCCAGCUCAAAUCCACGAUUCGAGUGUCGCGAGUUUCAACGAGCAAGUCUCAAACGAAACCUGAUCAUCCCACAGGAGCGGCAGCCACACUCCCAAAAUCAAAACCCAGAUACAACACGCUCCCCGCCGUGGACUCCAUCGUCCUCGCCCGCGUAACAAGAGUACAAAAGCGCCAAGUCGCCGUGUCUAUCUUAGUCGUCCUCGACGAAUCCACCGCUGCCCCAAACACCACCUCCACUUCUUCCUUAUCAGACAACGACAACAUCGCCUCAAUCCUCACAACGGCCGCCAACCCAGAGAACCACAGCAACACAGACGAACUGCGCUUCCAAGCGCUCAUCCGGAAGGAAGACGUGCGCGCCGUGGAGAAAGACCGCGUUGUGCUGGAUGAAAUGUUCCGCGUUGGCGACAUCGUGCGCGGGUCAGUGAUUUCGCUGGGCGAUCAGAGCUUUUAUUAUCUCACCACCGCGCGCAAUGACCUCGGCGUUGUUAUGGCUAGGAGCGAGAGCGGGAAUAUGAUGUACCCCGUUAGUUGGAAGGAGAUGCGGGAUCCUGUUACUGGAGUUGGGGAGCAAAGGAAGGUUGCGAGGCCUUUUUGA